AUGAGGAUCCUAUGCACACUGCUCUCUGUUUCCUUCGUGUAUCUUCAGGUUGCGAGAGCAGAAAUCGUUCCUUUGGAUCUGGUUUUAGAUGCUGAUUCGGAAGAAGUCCAUUACGUUCGCGGUUGGUUGGAAGCACCUGCUUCUAUUGACAUUUCCAACGUUAAGUUUCUGACUUCUCCUGUUCCAACCGAAUGGGAAACCGAUGAUGAAGAGGCUGACGACGAUGAGGAUGAAUUUCCCUACGACGAGACCCCUGCCCCAACUCCAUUUCAGGAAAGAUUCCCCACCCCGUCUGGUGCUGGAACAAAAUCUCCUAGUGCUCCAUCCAGCGACUUUCCAUUUCCAACUGCAAGUCCCAGCAAUUCAACUUCUGAUGGGGGCGAUACUGGUGGUGGUGGUGGUGGUGGUGGAGACCUUCCAUUCCCUGGUGACAAUGGCGGAGAUGCGUCUGAUUUACCAACAGCAAGUCCCAGCAAUUCUACUUCUGAUGGAGGCGAUACUGGUGGAGAUGGUGGUGGUGGAUUCCCUGGCAACAAUGGCGGUGGUACGUUUGAUCAACCAACAGCAAGUCCCAGCAAUCCCACUUCUGAUGGGGGUGAUGCUGGUGGCGAUGGUGAAGGAAGCGACUUUCCGUUCCCGGGUGAUAAUGGCGGUGAUACGUCUGAUUCACCCACAGCAAGUCCCAGAAAUCCCACUUCUGGCGGGGGCGAUGGUGGUAGUGAUGGAGAUGUGAACGCUCCUUCAACGGGACCAGUAGGUGACGGCUUCGGUGAUGAUGGAGAUGGAAGCAGCACUGGCGGGGAUGGAGCCUUUGGGGGCGAUCUCGAUGGUGGUGGUGGAGGCUUUGGCGGUGACUCUUCUCCAGUGCCUGCCCCUACUGGAUUUCCAAGAGAGCUCCAGGGCGUCACCCAAAAGCUUCAUUUCGUCCUCUUCGCCAUUCCCGACAAUUGCAAAGAAGACAUGUUUGGAAACUGCGACUGGACCGCACUUGGAGUCGGCGCUACAGAUUCUUUGGUCGAGGGUGACAUCAGUUACUGUUGUUCAGAAGACACGGCAAGCCGGAAUAUUUGCGAGGAAGAAAAUAUUGGAAAGCUGAUUGUUGAUCCAGUUCUCUUUGCUGGCGAGGAGCGGUUCCUAGCUGUUCCACAGACAGUUAAUACCCCCUUUGAUUUUCCUGAGGGUGAUAGCGUCUUUCAUAUCAAGGAAAAGGGAGAUUAUGUGCUGCUGAUGGGCAAUUGUUUUGACGAUGGCCUAGAUGUGCUUGAAAUGGGAACGAUGGAGUGGAAGGCGGAAAACAGAGGAUAUGUUCCAGGCCAUUUGUAUGGACUCAUGGUUUUCUACGCAGCGCUUACCGUAUACUACUUUGUGUUGGCGUUCUUUUACAAGUGUGGCAUGCGAAUGUUCCAGGAUGCAGCAAUUCCUAUUCAGAAAUACAUCUUUGCGACAAUUUUGUUGGGAUUCCUUGAAGUAUUGUGCAGGGCUGUCGAUCUUGGGUUCUGGGAUGUGCACGGACAGCGCUCCAUCUAUGUCCUUUAUGCAGCGCUUGGGUUGGGUGUAUUGAAACGUGGAAUCUCCAACUCUUUGGGAGUUAUGGUUGCGAAGGGCUGGGGUAUUGUCCGAGAAAGUCUCGGCUUGGCUCUGGCCAAAAUCAUCAUGCUUGGUUUGAUCUACACAGGACUGACUGGCUUCCGCGAUUUCUCCCUUAUAGUCGCCGAAGAAGAUGUUGAAAAAAUAUCAGUUACGGAAGAGACUGAGCUCUUCGAUAUAGCUCUCAUCCUAACGUUGGUUAUCAUGGUUCUGGAUUUGAUCUUCUACUUCUGGAUUUUGGAUUCGCUGAAUGCCACCACGGAUUACUUGAGAAAUAUGAAUCAAACGUCAAAACUUCGCAGGCAUCUGCGCCUCCGUUGCCUGAUGCUUACGUCGAUGUCCAUUGCUGCUGCAUGGUUGGUUUUCACCAUUGUCGACAAGGUGAUGGGUGGCAUUCUGAGAAGAGACCAAAAGUGGUUCUUGGAUGGGGUAAUGCAAUUGAACUACACUCUAAUCAUGACAGGUGUUGCAUUCUUGUGGCGACCAAACGCAAAUGCCAAGGACUACGCAAUGCAAAUGGAGAUUCCUACCAUGGGCGAGGAUGAUGAAAACGAUCUUGAGCUUUCAUGUGUAGUUCCAUCCGCAGGUGACAUGGACGAUGGAAAUGAUCCAGAUCACCCCAGUGGCAUCAAAGCUAAUAUGGGCCAAUAUUCUUAG
Cylindrotheca closterium is the source of this 2244-nucleotide messenger RNA. NCBI's taxonomy places the organism in Eukaryota, Bacillariophyta, Bacillariophyceae, Bacillariales, Bacillariaceae. The record is from the annotation of a GenBank genome assembly.